CGCCCCGCGCCAUGGAGCCGGCCGCGGGCAGCGAGCGCCGCAGCGCCCCGGGCCCCGCCGUCCCGCCGCCGCCCCGGGGCCGUGCGCCCUUGGCCGCCGCUCCCGGCCCGGGCCCGCUGAGCUCCCCGGCGCGCGAGCCGCCGCAGUCCGAGGAGGAGCGGCAGCUGCGGAUCAGCGAGAGCGGCCAGUUCAGCGACGGGCUGGAGGAUCGAGGCUUGUUAGAAAGCAGCACUCGACUAAAACCUCACGAAGCUCAGAACUACAGAAAGAAGGCAUUGUGGGUCUCCUGGUUCUCCAUUAUUGUCACACUGGCCCUGGCAGUGGCUGCCUUUACUGUCUCCGUUAUGAGGUACAGCGCCUCUGCUUUUGGGUUUGCAUUUGAUGCCGUCCUCGACGUCCUGUCAUCGGCGAUUGUCCUGUGGCGUUACAGCAAUGCGGCCGCUGUACACUCUGCCCAUAGGGAAUACAUAGCCUGCGUCAUCUUGGGGGUGAUAUUCCUUCUGUCUUCCAUAUGUAUAGUGGUCAAAGCCAUCCAUGACCUCUCAACUAGGCUGCUCCCAGAAGUGGAUGACUUCCUGUUCAGCGUCUCCAUUUUAAGUGGGAUCCUUUGCAGCAUCCUGGCCGUGUUGAAGUUUAUGCUGGGGAAGGUUCUGACCAGCAGAGCACUCAUAACAGAUGGGUUUAACUCCCUCGUGGGUGGCGUGAUGGGCUUCUCCAUUCUUCUGAGUGCGGAAGUGUUCAAGCAUAACUCGGCGGUCUGGUACUUGGAUGGCAGCAUAGGUGUGCUGAUCGGCCUCACCAUAUUUGCCUAUGGGGUCAAGCUCCUCAUUGACAUGGUGCCCAGGGUGAGGCAGACGCGCCACUACGAGAUGUUUGAGUGAAGGUGGCCAGAGCCAGCAGCUCUGCAUCCGCCUGAAGACUGUCAGGACAAUGAGAGGUUUCCACACAGGCAGAUGGUGCCAAUAUUUAACGGAACAUCCAAUUUCUUUUUUGGAAAGUUUGUGCUCAUGGGAAUGAGGUCUGGCCGGCAGGUUGGUCUGCACUGCUCCCCCUUGCUCCACUGCCCCCGUCAAACACCUUAGGACAAUGUGUGCAGGAGGGGAGACGGGUUUCCCCAUUUCCAGUGGGAACUGACCUUUUCUAUUUUCUGGAGUGAAAAGGUCCUUGUGGGUAGCAUAACAUCUCUGCUUGGCAGAACGUUGUUUUGUGGUGCUCCGAGCCUGAAAUGGAUAGCAACUGACCAGACCCACCUCCUCUGGACUCCAUGUGGCCCCAGCCACCUCCUGGUUCAAGUUUCUCAUCUCCUGGCAGAUUUUAAGGGAAGACUAUAUCCUUUUGUCCCUCAGCCCUUUACAUACCCAGAACCAUCAGUAUGUAUCACUUCCUAAUUCCUAUCCAUGUAUUUCAUUAGUUUCAUACCGUUUUACUAAUCCUAAAUCUAGACAGAUUUGUCUAAAAGGAGACCAUUCUAUUUUUAAAGUACUUAGUGAUAUAUGUAUGAGCUUUGCAUGGACGAACUAAGCACAUGGCCCUUGUACAUUCAGAACCUGAACAUACAUGUAAAAACAGGAUCCAUUUUUGAGAGAUGUGAAACUAGUUUAUUUGUAAUAAAUAAUUAUAUAAUCUAUCCAUGUAUGCAUAUAUCUAUAUGCUGUGUUAAAGUGGUAAUGGUACAUUACUGUCUGUUAGAGAUGGCUUCCUCCUCUGUAAGGAACAAGAUGUUCUCCGUUUAUGUAACGUUAGGUAUAGAGUCCGUUAAAAGUGUUCCCCCAACACACAACAUUCUGUACCUCUAGCACUGCUGCUCGUCCGGGCGACAGUGUCUGACCAAUAAAGACCUUUCCCUGUUUUGUAUGGUACGGGACAUUA
This is a messenger RNA of Equus caballus (horse), 1869 nucleotides long. It is a transcript of the gene TMEM163, whose product is annotated as transmembrane protein 163. Gene Ontology annotation, cellular component: synaptic vesicle membrane. Gene Ontology annotation, molecular function: zinc ion binding. The record is from RefSeq and is a predicted model, not a curated record. NCBI's taxonomy places the organism in Eukaryota, Metazoa, Chordata, Mammalia, Perissodactyla, Equidae.